CGAUUUCAAGUUUGUUAUGGGGCACUCAAAUGCAUUGUCUCAAACUUGAUUUCCAAGCCCAUCGACCAGAUCUUGAAUUUCUACACGUAGACAGUGAAUACCAUCUUCAGUUGCCAAUCUGGUUUCAAAGUCAUGGGAUCCGAACGAUUGAAAGGCAAGGUUGCUGUGGUUUCAGCUGCCGCCCAAGGGAUUGGUCGAGCCACGGCACUUAGAUUUGCUGAGGAGGGUUGCAAAGUGUUCGCCAUUGACUUGAACUAUGAAAAACUGAGUGAAUUGAGCACUGUACAAGGAAUAACCAUUCGGAAAGUUGAUGUUUUGAACAAGGAAGAUAUCCAAAAUCUACUGGCUGAAGUGGAUGUCAUCGACAUCCUUUUCAAUUGCGUUGGGUAUGUCCACCAAGGAACCAUUCUCGAUUGCGACGAGGCAGUUUGGGACAAGAGUUUCGACCUCAAUGUCAAAGGGGCCUUCUUGAUGAACCAAGCAUUCUUGCCUAAAAUGAUCGAAAGAAAAAGGGGCUCGAUCGUGAACAUGGCGUCAGUUGUAUCCAGCAUCAUGGGAGCCAAGGCCAGAUUUGCAUAUGGAGCUUCCAAAGGAGCGGUCAUUGCCAUGACAAAAUCGUUGUCCGUGGAUUAUGUCGAAUGUGGCAUCCGGGUGAACAGCGUUUGUCCUGGAACAGUGGAGACACCAUCUUGGCAUGACCGCGUUAACGAACAUCAAGAUCCAGUGCAAGCUCGAGUGGAUUUCAUCAAAAGACAAAAAAUGGGUCGAUUGGGUACCUCCGAAGAGAUUGCCAAUUUGGUCCUUUUCUUGGCAUCGGAUGAAUCGUCUUACACCACAGGGCAAAACUUUAUUGCGGAUGGAGGCAUGUCCAUGUAAUAGCAAUGAAAUAAAUCGAAUUGCGCAUAACA
This is a messenger RNA of Tigriopus californicus, 908 nucleotides long. Its product is annotated as dehydrogenase/reductase SDR family member 6-like. The record is from RefSeq and is a predicted model, not a curated record. Bases 133 to 876 code for a protein of 247 amino acids. Gene Ontology annotation, molecular function: oxidoreductase activity. NCBI's taxonomy places the organism in Eukaryota, Metazoa, Arthropoda, Copepoda, Harpacticoida, Harpacticidae. The transcript is spliced from 7 exons.